Messenger RNA from Lodderomyces beijingensis, 540 nucleotides. The record is from the annotation of a GenBank genome assembly. NCBI's taxonomy places the organism in Eukaryota, Fungi, Ascomycota, Pichiomycetes, Serinales, Debaryomycetaceae.
AUGUCAAUGCUAGUGAUUCGCACCGCAGUGAAUCUCGCCAAGAGAUCAUCGCCCCUUACAAGAACAGCAGCAUCCUUCGUAUCCACAACGAGACUCAAUUCCACCACCCAGACCUCAACCGCCGCUGAAGUAUCUCCCAAAAUCGCCCAGAUAGUAGAGCAAAUCUCCACCUUGACCCUCCUCGAAACGUCAACGUUAGUAACGGAGUUGAAAACCAAGUUGAACAUAUCAGACAUCGCCAUGCCCGUCGCCGGAGCUGGCGCAGGCCCCGCUGCCUCGGCUGCACCAGUGGAGGAAGAAGAAGCCAAAGAGCCAGUGGAGGAGAAAACCAUAUUCAGCAUCAAAUUAGAGAGUUUUGACGCUAAAUCGAAGCCCAAGAUCAUUAAGGAAGUUAAAGGUUUGCUCGGGUUGAGUUUGGUUGAAAGUAAAAAGUUUGUUGAGAGCGCCCCCAAGGUCUUGAAGGAGAAUGUUACGAAGGAUGACGCUGAGAAGAUCAAGGCUACUUUGGAGGGUUUGGGCGCAAAAGUUAGUUUAGAGUAG